This is a messenger RNA of Penicillium subrubescens, 1614 nucleotides long. Its product is annotated as tRNA (uracil(54)-C(5))-methyltransferase. The transcript has a single exon. Lineage: Eukaryota; Fungi; Ascomycota; Eurotiomycetes; Eurotiales; Aspergillaceae. Bases 1 to 1614 code for a protein of 537 amino acids. Gene Ontology annotation, molecular function: tRNA (uracil(54)-C5)-methyltransferase activity, S-adenosyl methionine-dependent. Gene Ontology annotation, biological process: tRNA processing. The record is from RefSeq and is a predicted model, not a curated record.
AUGCCGGACAAUCGAAAGAAGCAGUUUGGGGGGAAUUUUCGCAAGAAAGCCAAGUUUGACAACAAGAAGAAGAAGAGCAGUGAACAUGAUGAAGUCUUGCUAGCGGAUGUGGAUGCACUUCUCAAGCGCAAUCGCCCCGAAGAGGACCAGUCCAACAUCGACAAUGACACGCCAGCUCCCACUCUUCCCGAGACUUUCACUGAGAUCGAAUUGACGGUAUCCGAUCUGUCCUCGACCGGAGAUGGUCUUGCGCUCUCCGAGAAUAAAGACCAUGUCUACGUUGUGCCCUUUACAGUUCCUGGCGACAAGGUGCGCGUGAAAGUCAUCCGCCACUGUCCCGAUCAGUCCUACACUGUCACCGAUUUCCUGAGUGUCAUUGAGCCAGGCCCGAAACGAAACGAUGCGCUUAUCAAGUGCCAAUACUUCUCAAAGUGCUCCGGGUGUCAAUUGCAGAUGAUGUCGUAUGAGGACCAGCUGGCGCAUAAGCGGCGCAUUGUGGAGAAGGCCUACGCCAACUUCUCUGGGUUGAUCCCGGAAUUGGUCCCUUCUAUCGGCGAAACAUUCCCCUCGCCCAUGCAAUACGGAUAUCGCACGAAGCUUACACCACACUUUGCCCAAGGAGGCGCAAAGAAGAAGUCGAAUGCCGAUCAAGAGGAAGUCAAGGUGCCCCCAAUUGGCUUCUGCUACAAGAACCGGAGAACGGAUAUGGAUAUCGAGGACUGCCCAUUGGGAACCGAUAUCGUGCGACGCGGUCUCAAGAGUGAGCGCAAACGUGUUGCUGAGAACAUUCGCUCUUAUAAGAGGGGCGCAACCCUCUUGAUGCGGGAAUCUACCUCUCGCAUUGCCAAGGAUGAAUCCGGGGCAGAGACUGGUGUCAAAGACGUUAAUGGACUGACAUCAACCGAGGGUGCCGAUACAGGCGACGUGAUUCGCACUGAUCGCGGCAGUUAUAUCGAGGAAAAGCGCUGUAUCACCGACAACAAUGCUACGACAGUCGAGUACGUCGAUGACUUCAUUUUCAGCAACAAGGCCGGUGCCUUCUUCCAGAACAACAAUUCCAUUCUCUCCGGAUUUACCGAGUUCAUCCGUUCUCACGCUCUCCCUCCCAACAAUGAUCAAGAUUCUACCCCCAUCAAGUACCUUCUCGACGCCUACUCGGGUUCUGGUCUGUUCACAAUCACUCUGUCAACCAUCUUCAAGUCCAGUCUCGGUGUUGAUGUCGCUGGCGACUCCAUCGUCUCUGCUCGCGAAAACGCCAAGGCCAAUAAUUUGCCCAACACGGGCUUUGCCGCCGCGGAUGCCGCUGUCCUGUUCAAGGACGUCCCCUACCCACCUGACCAGACUCUGCUUGUCAUUGAUCCGCCUCGCAAGGGCUGCUCGGAGGACUUCCUCCAGCAACUCCUUGAAUUCAAGCCUCGUCGAGUUGUCUACGUCAGUUGCAAUGUCCAUACCCAGGCUCGGGAUGUGGCCGUCAUGGUGCAAGGUGACGAGAAGCAGAACGUGCGAUACGAGAUUGAGAGCAUUCGUGGAUUUGAUUUCUUCCCGCAGACCGGCCAUGUGGAGGGUGUGGCCAUCUUGAACCGUACCUCUUUCCCUAAAGGUGACUCCAUUUGA